Nezara viridula (southern green stink bug) is the source of this 1209-nucleotide messenger RNA. NCBI's taxonomy places the organism in Eukaryota, Metazoa, Arthropoda, Insecta, Hemiptera, Pentatomidae. The record is from the annotation of a GenBank genome assembly.
AUGAGUGCACGCCAGUUAGCUGGCUCGAGUGGACUGUCGGAUCAGGCCGUUUUGUCAAAACUGCUGAAGAGAAAGGUAAGAUCCACUUCAAGUAUUUCAUCGAAAGACGGGACAAAUGAGAAAAAGAGAGCGAGUUCAAACAAUUCUGUGAUAAAAACAACAUCAAAAAAUCCUAACCAAAAGCAAACAUAUGUUAAUUCACAUAACCUCCCUAACUCCACAAAUACUGAAAUGAAUACUUUAAUUAUUGAAAAUAAUAACUCUGCGACCCAUAUCAUUGAAUCUAUACUAGAACAUGAUGCUAACAACACUGGAGUACCAGAAAAUGUUGUUCAGAGUUCAAAUGCAACAAAUACACCAUCAACAAUAAAUAGUAUCCCUAACGUUCCGGUCAGUAAUAGGUUUGAACCUCUUUCUACGGAAAUGGAAGACGAACCUGACGAAACAAUAGUUACUCAUCAACCACCUCCAAUUAAAAUAAAAGGCAUAACAAACUUCCAAACUCUCUGCACGAAUUUAGUAAGCCUUUUAGGAGAAAAUAAUUUUGAAUAGGCGGAACACGACCGACUUACUUACACCGUCCCUAUCUCGCAAAAACUACACAACACGACUUACGCACAGGCAACGUGUACUAAAACUACAUAUCACAACACAACACCACAAUUCACAACUGCUCAAACAACGAGUGUAACUCCUCACUACGCAAUCUCUCACAAUAUAGCUCCUCAUCAUACAACUCAAAUUACAAAUCCCAAAACUUCAAAUGAAUCUUCUCGUUAUGUAAUCCCUCACAAUAUCAUUCCUCAUCAUGUAGCUCCUCAAAUUACAAAUCCCCAAACUUCAAAUAUAUCUCCUCACAAUACCAUUCCUCAUCAUACGACUCCUCAAAUUACAGAUCCUCGAACUCCAAAUAUAUCUUCUCAAUACACUACUUCUCAUACCACAAGUAUAAUUCCUCAGCACUCAAUAAACCAAACGAGUAUAAUCCCUGACCGUUCAGUACCUCAUUAUACCCAACCUCAAUACAUACCCUGGAUCGGCUACCAACCUACCCACACGGUAGCCUCGCUGACAGGUGUCACUGCUCCACAGGGCGGUAUUCCUUCCCCGACCCACCUUCUGGGUCUUUGUCAUAGCCGGGGUAUCGCAGGCAAAUCAGAUGGAUCUGUGCUCAGUCCGGAGCGAGGUGCCCUUGCAAUUUUGAAGUAA